GCUAAGUAUUAUUUGAAUUUGAAUAUUAAUUGGCAAAACAUCAUUAAUGUGAAGGAAAUUAAAGGAAUGAAGAUCAAAGCUAGCUAAUUUAGAGGAAGGGAUAUGUAACACAAAAUAAGUUCGUACAAGUUGCAUGAACAAAAAAGUUCGAUAUAUUUCAAAAAAAGCAAAGAUGUGGAGAAUGAAUAUAGCAAAAGGGGGCAAUGAUCCCUACCUAUUCAGCACAAACAACUAUGUUGGAAGGCAGAUAUGGGAGUUUGAUCCGAAUUAUGGAACUCCAGAAGAACUUGCUGAGGUUGAAAAAGCACGAGCUGAUUUUUGGAAUAAUCGACAUAAAGUUAAGACGAGCAGUGAUAUUCUUUGGCGCAUGCAGUUUCUAAGAGAAAAGGAGUUUAAACAAACAAUACCCCAAGUGAAAAUAGAAGACGAUGAACAAGUCACCGAUGAAAAAGCUAAAAUAACAUUGAGGAGGGCGGUCAACCUCUUUUCAGCCUUGCAGGCUGAUGAUGGUCACUGGCCAGCCGAAAAUGGAGGUCCCCUUUAUUUCAUGCAGCCUUUGGUCAUGUGCUUGUAUGUUACUGGGCACCUUAACAGUGUUUUCACAGAAGAAUAUCGAAAAGAGAUCCUACGGUAUAUGUAUUGCCAUCAGAAUGAAGACGGUGGAUGGGGAUUUCACAUCGAGGGUCAUAGCAUUAUGUUUUGCACCACCCUUAGCUACAUUUGUAUGCGUCUUUUAGGAGAAGGGCCCGACGGUGGUCUGAAUGGUGCAUGCGCCAAGGCACGGAAAUGGAUUCUUGAUCAUGGCACUGCCACAGCCAAUCCGUCAUGGGGCAAAACAUGGCUUUCCAUACUCGGCUUAUGUGAGUGGUCUGGAACCAACCCAAUGCCCCCGGAGUUCUGGAUCCUCCCUUCUUUCCUACCUAUGCAUCCAGCAAAAAUGUGGUGCUAUUGUCGGCUGGUAUAUAUGCCGAUGUCAUACCUAUAUGGAAAACGAUUUGUUGGUCCUAUUACUCCAUUGAUUGUGGAACUUAGAAAUGAAAUAUUUCUACAGCCCUACCAUGAAAUUAAUUGGAAGAGCAUUCGGCAUGUAGUUGCAAAGGAAGAUAUAUACUAUCCGCAUCCUUUACUACAAGAUUUGAUGUGGGAUAGUCUCUAUCUUUUUACCGAGCCUCUGUUAAAUCGAUGGCCAUUUAACAAAUUGCGUGAAAAGGCACUUAGAACUACAAUGAACCAUAUCCAUUAUGAAGAUGAAAACAGUCGAUAUAUCACAAUUGGUUCAGUAGAAAAGGUAUGCCAAAUAACAACAUACCCAAAGAUUAUUAGAUCAUUCAAAAAUCACUGUGGGGAUUUAACAUUUGUUAUUCAGGCACUGUGUAUGCUGUCAUGCUGGGUUGAGGAUCCAAAUGGAAUUUGUUUCAAAAAGCACCUUGCCCGAAUCCCAGACUAUCUUUGGGUUGGAGAAGAUGGAAUGAAAAUGCAGAGUUUUGGCAGUCAACAGUGGGAUGCUGGUUUUGCCAUUCAAGCUCUAUUGGCUACCGAUCUUACUGAAGAAAUUGGAUGCACCUUGAAAAAGGGGCAUGAAUUUAUUAAAGCUUCACAGGUCAAAGACAAUCCUUCCGGUGAUUUCAAAAGCAUGCACCGGCAUAUUUCUAAGGGAUCAUGGACCUUUUCAGAUCAAGACCAUGGAUGGCAAGUUUCUGACUGUACUGCUGAAGGACUAAAGUGUUGCCUCCUAUUUUCCAACAUGCCACCAGAAAUUGUUGGUGAGCACAUGAAGCCUGAGCAACUAAAAGAUGCUGUCAACAUAAUACUUUCAUUACAGAGCAAAAAUGGUGGGCUAUCUGCAUGGGAACCGGCUGGAUCAUCAGACUGGCUGGAGUUUCUCAAUCCUACAGAAUUCUUUGCUGAUAUUGUCAUUGAGCACGAGUAUGUUGAGUGCACAUCAGCAUCAAUGCAGGCACUGGUUUUGUUUAAAAAGUUGUACCCAGGGCAUAGAAGAAAAGAGAUAGAAAAUUUCCUUCCAAAUGCAUGUAGAUACCUGGAGAAUAUACAGAUGCCAGAUGGUUCAUGGUAUGGAAACUGGGGUGUGUGUUUCACAUAUGGUACCUGGUUCGCUCUUGGAGGACUGGCAUCAGUUGGAAAGACGUACGAAAAUUGUCCAGCAAUUCGUAAGGGUGUUAAUUUUUUGCUGGAAACACAGCUAAAGGAUGGAGGUUGGGGAGAGAGCUACAAAUCCAGCCCAGAAAAGAAAUAUGUACCCCUGGAAGGAGGCCGGUCCAACUUAGUACACACUGCAUGGGCUAUGAUGGGACUGAUUCAUUCUCGGCAGGAGGAGAGAGACUCAACACCUCUACACAAAGCAGCCAAGUUGAUCAUCAACUCCCAGUUGGAGAAUGGUGAUUUUCCUCAACAGGAAAUAGCUGGAGUCUUCAUGAAGAACUGCAUGCUACACUACGCAUUAUACAGAGAUAUAUAUCCAAUGUGGGCUCUAGCUGAAUAUCGCAAGCACGUGUUGCCAAAGCUCAAACGCAUAUAGUACUACCAUGGAGCCAGUAAUCAACUUAAUUAUUUCAGUGCAUAUAGAAAUAAUAAUAAUGUACUAUAACGGAAACAAAUUGUUACUCUUCAUUAUUUACAGUUUUGUUAAUUAUUUAGUUCCUGUGAGCCCACAACAUUUAUGUAAUGAUCCCUACUGUUAAUAUAAAUAAAUGAGUUAUUUCAGA
Messenger RNA from Erigeron canadensis, 2723 nucleotides. RefSeq names its product beta-amyrin synthase 1-like. Gene Ontology annotation, molecular function: beta-amyrin synthase activity. The record is from RefSeq and is a predicted model, not a curated record. Bases 134 to 2536 code for a protein of 800 amino acids. Lineage: Eukaryota; Viridiplantae; Streptophyta; Magnoliopsida; Asterales; Asteraceae. Gene Ontology annotation, cellular component: lipid droplet. Gene Ontology annotation, biological process: triterpenoid biosynthetic process. The transcript is spliced from 18 exons.